Phytophthora megakarya is the source of this 1362-nucleotide messenger RNA. NCBI's taxonomy places the organism in Eukaryota, Oomycota, Peronosporomycetes, Peronosporales, Peronosporaceae. The record is from the annotation of a GenBank genome assembly.
AUGCUAGAGAACCUAUAUCGCAGACGCCUGGUGCUGUGCGGUGAUUCCAACCUGGUGAUCCGACAAGUACGGGGUGAGAUCGAUUGCAAAGCACCCGGACUGACGCUAUUGAAGCGGAAGGCCCUCGAUCGCCUGAGGAAAUGGAGUGAUCAUGAGUUGGUGCAUGUCAAGAGGGACUGGAACGGAAGUGCCGACAGUCUAGCGAGCGCCGCUCUGCAACGGCAAGGUGGGAUCGAGGUCCAGGAGAUGCCCGGGUACCAGGUUCUGGUUACCCUGAACCGAUUAGACGAAAUCUUGAUCCCCAAGACCGAGAAUCCAGUGGAUCUGAUCCGGGAGAUCCGGGUCGAUUGGAUUAAGCAGGCCCAGGAGGUUGAAGUCUGGAUCGCCAGUAUGAAGAAGUAUCUGAGUGGCUCGAUCGCAGAUCUCACACAAGCGGAAGCAAGGUCGUAUGGCAAGAUCGCGGCCGACUACGAGGCGACGUACCCGUUCCAGAUUAUUGCGAUGGAUCACAUACCGUCGCUACCCAGAUCCCACAAGGGAAACACGGAGUUAUUGAUUUGGGUCGAUCUGUUCCCAGGAUAUGUGAUCGCGAAAGCCAGCUCGUCCCGAUCAGCCCAGACGGUUGCGGAAUCGUACGAAGAGUGUGUAUUUCGGCGAUUUGGUGCCAGCGAGAUGAUCCGGCAUGAUCGAGAACCCGGCUUCAUGUCCGAUUUCUUCCGGGCGUUUAACAAGAUCCUGGGACAAUGGCAGCGGGCGACGAUGGCAUAUCGGCCACAAGCCAACGGGACCGCUGAGAGAAUGGUGCAGACCGCGACCAGGGCGCUCAAAAUGUACGUCCGUGAUCUCGAUCAGAAGGAUUGGGACGAAUAUGCUGAGGGCCUUACCUUCGCGAUCAACACAGCUCACGAUCGGAUCCGAGGAGAUACCCCUCACUAUUGGGUGCAUGGGUGGGAUCCGAGAUCGACAUUGGAGGCUACACUGCCUGUCGGAUUCGCCGAAAAGAUCAACGAAUUCAGCGUCGAGCUCGAGAUCGCAGGCACCGGGUACCAGAUCUUCCCUGUAGUACACGUGUCGAAGUUGAAAUUGGUCAAGGAUUUUCCAGAUCUACCGCGAGCUGAACUUACGGUGGACGAGGCGGAUCGUCUCGAUUUCGACGAGAUCCUGCUUCCGGAGGACGGUUGGGCCCCGGAUCUCGGGGCCGAUAAAUACGAGGUCGAGCGGAUCUCUGAUGUGCGGAGGUAUGAUGAUCCAACCUGGGUCGACGGGGCCGAUCUCAACUGCGGGGCAAUAUUGAACGCCUUCCUGCGAGAACGGGCCAAUCGGAACAGCUUCAAUGUGAUGCAAUCACAUGAGGAGAUGUAA